Messenger RNA from Lathyrus oleraceus (garden pea), 924 nucleotides. RefSeq lists its product as uncharacterized. The transcript has 3 exons. Bases 422 to 682 code for a protein of 86 amino acids. The record is from RefSeq and is a predicted model, not a curated record. Lineage: Eukaryota; Viridiplantae; Streptophyta; Magnoliopsida; Fabales; Fabaceae.
UUAUGGAGGAUGCAUUUUGUGUGGUGGUGUUCUAUCUUCGGUUUCACAGUUCAGAGCAGCUAUGAAAGGGUGCACGUUGUUUUGCAGAAGAGCAAACACCACACCUUGUCCAUGUCAUGACAGAUUUUAAUUAUAAACACACAUGGACUUGUCCCAACCACAUUUCAUUUCAUGUCAUCUCUCAAAUGCACACAGUUACAACCGCAUCCACGACAAGCACCAUAACUUACAACUUACAAUAAAAUCAUUAAUUCCUAUCCCGACACAUUCACAUCACUCCACCAUCUGGCAACUUAUUUCUUGUGUGGAUGCCAACAGUUUUAUGCCCAACAGUCCCUACCACUUCUAAUAAUUCAAUUUUCCACCAUAUAUAAACGACUACAACUUUGGCUUCAUAUAUGUAUUAUAAUUCUGAUUAAAUAUGGAGCAUAGGUCUACCUUCACAACCUGCUACUUUCUCUUUCUCUUUCUCUUCCUCGUCCUUCCUCACUGUUCAAAAGGGGAAUCAGAAGGAAUAUUGAGUUCAGAUUCAGAUAUAUAUGAGAUUGAUUAUAAAGGUCCUGAAACACACUCUUCAGUUCCUCCUCCUCAUCAUUAUCCUCAUUCAAUUCCACGAAAAGACAUAGUCAGAGCAGAGAAUGUUUUUGGUAGUGCUACUCUGGCAACAAAUAAGGCAAGUUAAGAAAGUCCAUGGAUGAGGGGAAGCUUUAAACUAAAAUUCAAUGGACUAGUACUUCAUGCUCAUAAGAAAUACAAUGUAAAGAAUGAAGAGUUGGAAUAUGUUUCAUGGUUUGGCUAUACUUGUUUUUUUGAUAGUACGGAUGAUGUUUUUGGUACAUAUAUUGAGUAUACAUAUUUUUGUAUUGAUGUUAUGAAUAUUGCAGUUUCUUAGUUCUAAAGAUACAAUAUAUAGUACUUCUACUA